This is a messenger RNA of Portunus trituberculatus (swimming crab), 9373 nucleotides long. RefSeq names its product serine/threonine-protein kinase SIK3-like. NCBI's taxonomy places the organism in Eukaryota, Metazoa, Arthropoda, Malacostraca, Decapoda, Portunidae. Gene Ontology annotation, cellular component: cytoplasm. Gene Ontology annotation, biological process: protein phosphorylation; microtubule cytoskeleton organization; intracellular signal transduction. Bases 21 to 4133 code for a protein of 1370 amino acids. The transcript is spliced from 19 exons. Gene Ontology annotation, molecular function: tau-protein kinase activity; ATP binding; protein serine/threonine kinase activity. The record is from RefSeq and is a predicted model, not a curated record.
UUAGCUCAGUCAAACCCAAAAUGGCAACUAUGGAGGGUUCGGAGCAGCAGGCUGGCUCGUGUAAUGCAGAAAGACUAGUGCGUGUAGGCUACUAUGAGUUCGAAAAGACAAUUGGGAAGGGUAAUUUUGCAGUAGUCAAGUUAGCGACACACAAAAUAACUCAGUCCAAGGUUGCCAUCAAAAUUAUAGAUAAAAGUAAAAUAGACGCAGAUAAUUUAAGAAAAAUCUUGCGAGAAAUAGAGAUCCUAAAGAAGUUGAGACAUCCAUACAUCAUCCGGCUCUAUGAGGUGAUGGAGACAGAGAGGAUGAUCUACCUGGUCACAGAGUAUGCCAGCUGCGGGGAACUGUUUGAUUAUGUAGCGAUGCACGGCAAGAUGAGGGAGAGGGAAGCACGGACAAAGUUCAUGCAGAUCGUGGCAGCGCUGCGGUAUUGCCACAAGCAGGGCAUUGUACACAGGGAUCUCAAGGCAGAGAACUUGCUGCUAGAUAAAGAUUUAAAUAUCAAACUUGCAGAUUUUGGGUUCAGUAAUUUCUAUACACCAGGCGUCUUGCUGUCCACAUGGUGUGGCUCUCCGCCCUACGCUGCGCCAGAACUCUUUGAGGGGAAGGAGUACGACGGGCCCAAAGCUGAUGUCUGGAGCCUGGGAGUCAUUCUGUUUGUGUUGGUGUGCGGGUACCUGCCUUUCGAUGCCAAAACCUUACAAACCUUAAGGUCUAUUGUGGUUGCUGGCAAGUUUAGAAUACCUUAUUUUAUGUCCUCAGAUUGUGAUAAUCUAAUAAGGAAAAUGCUGCAGGUGGACCCAGAGAGAAGAAUCAGCAUAGAGAGAAUAAUGCAGCACAGGUGGAUAACAAUGGAGGGCCUUGACUCGAAGAUCAGGGAAAUCCUACAGAAAUACAACAGUGACGACUGCAACCGGUUGCCGCCUGACAACGACCAAGUGUUGGAACACAUGAUGCGCAUUAUUCCCAACCUUGACAGAGAGGAAAUAUUAAAGUGUGUGCAUGGGAUGAAGUUUGAUCACAUUAGUGCCAUAUACCACCUCCUGGAAGAACAGGUGGCCGAGGCAACGCAAGCUCCUUCCUCGACCCCUGCCAUCCCCCUCUACCCCCAGACCCUCCCAGUCAUGUCUGCCCAUCACAGAAAGUCAUCCAUCACAACAGGGUUUGUCGACAGAAGUCCCGUGUCGGACGCGGAGGACACCACCCAAGUCACUGUGCCUCUCUUCUCAUGUUCCCCGGUGCCCCAGAACCUGCCAGCCCUCCAAGAUCCCUACCAGCCGUAUUUGGAGAAGUACCGAGAGUUAGAAAUCAGCGGAGAGUCGGACACAGAGGAGCCAAGUCAGCAGACUGUGGACAAGUACCUGUGUUCCCGGAGACACACGGUGGGGCCAGGAGACACACAUCAUGAGGAGGAUAUAUACCGCCCGGCGUGCGGUCGUCCUCAAGGCGCUAAGGUGAUGGAGGCUCACAUGCGGGGGAACCUACAGUUGCUCGCCCCUGGAGGUGUUGGGGUGAUGAGUGGCUACCAGACACCUCCAAUGUCCCUCCUUCCUCAGACCAACCUGCCUCAGAACCUGCCACUGGUACAAAACUUGCCUCCACAGAACUUCUCUAUCAAAGACCAACACCUCUUAAAACCUCCGCCAUUCAUGCAUGCAGCUGGUGGCUUGGGCCGGCGAGCAUCAGAUGGAGGAGCAAAUCUUCAGUUCUACUUCCGGUGCCACCUGCCUGAGGGGGGACUGAGCCAACCCAAUAGCCAUGAACAGAUCACAAAGAUUGGCCUAGUCCCUAGUAGUCUUGGGGGACACUCCCAGCCACUGCCUCAGCAGGACGACGACCUGCCGCCUCAUCCUGAUGAGGAGAUUGACCCCAGCGAUGUGGCCCACUAUAUGUCAGCUCGGGGAGCCAGCCAGAGAGUAACGCUGCCCCUGGUUAACCCCAAGGACCCACAGGAAGCCCAGAGGAAGAUGCCGCCCAAUCGUCACCGCAAGACUGGUCUGCCCAUGGUGACUGAGCGACCUCCAGACAUCAAUCCGCAGCUCAGACUAGAGGCUGAGGCGCGGAUGCAGAGGGACUACAUGACAUCCCACCUGCAGACCAUGUGUAACAAUGCCAGCAUAAUGGGAAUGGCCCACACCGGAAGCAUCACCUCAGGCACUUCAGGCACUGGCUAUGCCAUCAUGCCUAGCAUCAUGACAGGCACCCCUCACCCUUCUUCCCAGGCCAGGCGCUUCUCCAACCCUUCCUCCACCCCUCCACACAGUCUGGCCAGUCAUCCCUAUGGUGGCUACGGCUGCUCCUCCCCCCCCAUUCAGCUCACCACCUGCACCUCAUCCUUCACCUCCUACUCCUCCUCUCCCUCCUCCUCAUCCUCCUCCCUUCCCUCCUCCCACCACCCAACGCCUUCCUCAGGCAUUCCGUCUCAUAACAACAACAUCAACAACAUCAACAACAACAACAACAACAAUUCCUGGCCAAAGCACAGAGAACGCACUCGAAAGACCGGCCUUCCAACAGUCCUGGAAAAUAACUGGGCUGUGUCAUCCCCUUCCGAAGCAGCUGAUAGCACCACAGUGGGUCGAGACAAUUACAAGGACUCAAUCUACCUCACCUCCGACCGCUACUCUCCUGGAGGAACUACCGUGCGCCGCGCCUCAGACUCUGCCACAUUCAGCCUUUCCAACAUAAAUCAGGAAUUCCAGAAACUUCAGAAGCACAGCGGGUUGACAGAUGCAGCCACACAGGCGGAGCUGCAGCGCGGCCACUCGCUCCAUUGGAUGGGUGCCACCUCCUCACCCACGCCAGGCCAGCAUGGGGGGGCUUCUCCUGCUCCCGGAAUCAUCUCCCCCUGCCCACCAGUAUCCAUCCUUGCCGGGUCACCCUGUCGGUCACCCCUGCCAUCUUCUCCCAGCCCACACCACCAACCAACUCUACAACAACGCAUUUCCCCAGCCCCUUCAUCUCCAGUUCCUCCCACCACCCCGCCUUCCAUACCAAAUUCCCCUCUACACCACAGCGGAAGUAGCAUAGAAGGCACAGCUCUCAGCCUAAGUCGACUACACUUGCAGCCUCCAUCCUCACCGGCCGGUCCUCGUAGUCCAUCGCAUCGCCAGUCUCCCCCGCUGGCUUUGUCUCCACAGCCCUCCUCUCCCAUCGCCCUGCUGAGUCCUGGUGUGCCUCUAUCCCCGCCCUCCCCAGGCCUCAUCCCCCGAUCAGGGCCAUCACCGCCUCCACUGGGGCUGGACUGUAUUCGCGAGGAACCCCCCAAGGGCUGCCACAUCACCCAUAAUGUCCCACAGAACAUCUACACUUUUGCACAGAACCCCCAGAUCUCCAUAACAGAUGAGAGUGGGGGCCAUGUCAUCAUUGCUUCAUCCUCUGACUCCUCUCCAGACGUGUCAGAUGACAUGGACUCUAUGCCUUUCCCAUCACCGCCCACACCAGACCACAUCCCACGGCUCCCCCACCACUCCCCGCAGCGGCUCUCAAAGGGUCUCAGCCUUGAUUCUUCCCCUCUGCCUUGUGUGCGGGACUGUGACGCCGAGGGGCCAUCAAUAACACGUGGCACAGCGGGUGUCCCAGCAUCACGCAGACCUUCAGCCACAGACAACAACAACGUCCACAGAAUCCGUAAUGAACGAAACUUAGUGAGACAAAAUGCAAUUGCAGGGACUCAGCGGUACCCCAUGUUGAUCACCAGCAUGGAGUUCAGACACAGCUUCCCCCCGUACAGCAAUGGGGGAGUAGGUGAAAGUGACAUAGAAAUGACUGACAUAAGUACUGCAGGGGACCAGUCACCCCUGGUGGAGCGUAGUGUGAUAGAACUGGAGCUUCCUAAGACUGGGAGUGGCUCUUUUCUGCUGGACCUGCCAACUAAGUGGUCAGGCAUGGCACAGGAAGACUUGUUAGGAAAUAUUAUCCAUGUUUUAGAAAGUCGGGCUCCCUCCAUCGUCCGGGAGGGUGUCCGAGACUGUGGCCUGUCAGUGCGGGACCCCACUGGGGCCCAGGUGGACCUGGAGGUGCAUGAGGGCUCCGCUGCAGACUCUCGGGCACUCAAGAUGCGUAGAGUGUCAGGAGACGAGGACCAGUACACACAACUCUGCCAACAGUUAAUUGAAUGCAUGACAACCUAACGUUAAUGGUGUCGGUGUGCCCAGGAAGUGUUAGUGAACGUGCUUCAGCGUGUGUGCCCAAGACUUGAGAGUGUGCAUAUUUCAGGAAGACAGAGGCCCUAAGUAGUCCAUUUCAAGUUUAUACUUUCUUGAUGACAGCAGCAGCAGUGAACACAGACACAACUUGGCCGGCUCUCAUUUCUCCAAUUUGCAGUGUGAAAAGUGUUGCCACUUGGCAGAGUACUUUAGGCUUCAACUUUCUGACUGCACCACUAUUAUCAUAAUGUUCAUUUGUUGAAAUAAUUGAAUUUUACUUCAAAUCUCUCUAAAUAGACAAGAAAAAUAUAUUAGUAUUUUAUUUAUAUAUUUUUAAUUGAUAGAAAGUAUUAUAAUAUUUCAUAUAGGUACUCUAUUGUCUGUCUGUUUAGUAACAUUUCUAAGUUAUGUUUGUGUAUGUAUGUUGUUACAUAAUACUAAUGUAUUUCACAUUUAGAUGUUAUAAUAGUUGGUAAGGAUUUCUCAUUGUCUUUCAAGAUUUAUCGCCAUCAGUUUCUUUCAGAAUCUUACAACUAAAGAUGACAUGCUGAAGAACAGAACUGUCUACACUUAAGUGCAUAUUAUAUCCAAUUAAUUCUUUACAAGUUGCCUUCUGGACUGCAUUCCAUUGUUGUGGUUAAUCUAUUCUAUAAUAUUCAAGUUCCAUGUAUAAUAAAUGCCGAAAGUCUGCAGGAAGUAUAAAGGCUUAGUGUUCGAAGCACCAUUUAAAAGUUUACACAAAGUGAGUGUUUCAGGUGUUACCCGUGUGUGGAACUUGAUGUUUUCUGAGGUCACCCAGAAAGCCAAGCACUUGGAAAUAUUUUAUCCAUGUUGUUAGGAUGAACUUCAUUGAGCACAAUGCCAGAAACAACCCCAACCUGAAUCUGAUAUGUGGCAGGAAUUUGACAGCACAAAUAUUUGUAGAUACAGAGAUAGAAGUUACUGGUGUUCUGUCCAAGUGUUGUUGUGGCCUAAGAAUGUAUUCACUAUAAAUUUACAAUGGGGACCUCCUUGUUGAUCAAUUUGUAAACAAAUUGCUAAUGAAAUUGAUCCUGACAACAUUAGGCCAGGUUUGUGUGUGCAAUAAUGCACUAUAUGUUGCUCCCCAGCACAACCAUUCAUUGGCAGGGUUGGGCUCGCAAAAUUGAGAGGGACAUGUAGAGCAUCACAGUAGUCAUUGUUUUCAGUCACUGUCACUACAAUGACACAAAAUAACUGCUUACUAAAAUUUUGGGAUCAUACCUUUUGAUGUUUCAGAUUUUUGGAAACCAUCUAAUUGUUCUGUUUAUGGCAUAGACUUGGCCUGAAGUUUUUUGCUCCUGAUAUUUCCACUACUUUGGAGGAACCCCCUUGAAAGUGCCAACUAAGUAUUUCCUCUGUGGGUAUCACUUAGCCGCAACUGCAUGAACCUUUAGGCAAUAUAUAAUCGACCCCCAUUACUCCAACACUAUUGUUUGGCCGAGAAGCUCCCUGCUCCGCCCAGUCAAAGCAGCUGACGGGCAGAAGCUGGAAGUUGAUUUUGAUGAACAAUAUAAGGACAGUUUUGUAUAAAUUAGUAUGGUGUUGGACUAGUGAGGGGAGGUAAUCUUGUGCUAACCUAGGCAACUUUUGAAGACUUGGUGCUAUCGGAGGGGAGUGAGGAGUGAGCGUGGUGCCAGUUGGUGCGUUGAAUGUGUCCAUGCCACUAUCUUUGGCUUGCUAGUCACCCGUUACUUUGGAACUGUCAGACUUCCUGUGGGAGAAACAGCUGGUUCAUUACUUGGAAUAUUUUUUUAGACUAGUGUGUAAAUGCCGGUUAAAUUUUGUUACGUAUUGUUUAUCUAAGUGAUAUAUUAAAAACUAGCUUAAGGAACAGCUUUCACACCAAUGAAAAUUUUUAAUCUUCACUUCAGUUUCUAGUAAUUGAUGAUAUUUUUAAUAUUAGAAUUUAUGCUUCAGAAAUUGCUUCUCCCCUUUAUCCUUUCAUUUAGUACUAAUGAUUUCAGGAAAACAAGAAGUUUGUCAUAAACUUUGUGCUUUGUCUAGGGAGGGCAUGUGUAGCAGUCAGGGAGGUCACUCUGCCUUGGGUCACCUUGGCACCAUGACCUACCUUGGCCUGCCUUACCUAGAUGCAUUGUUUUGAAGAUUUGAGUCAAUCUUGAGUACUUGUGUAAUGGUAUAGGUGAGUUUUGUAAGUGAGGCAGUGAGUGGGUCAGAGGGGAGAGGCAAGGUGCAGACAGCAGCCCUGACAGGGACCAAAGCUCAAAAGUGUGUAGUAGAGUCAGCCACCUUGCCUGGACGUGUGGUAAGGCUAGGUCAUGGCAGGAAAAUGUUAUUUUUGUUAAAUUUUUAUUGUGUAAUAACUAUAGACUUGGCAGUGCGGAUUGAAGAGGAGAUUUGGGCAUUAGAACUGUUGGAAAGAUUAUACUAUUGACAAUUAUGUAUCUGUAUUCCAUUGCAGUGUCUCUGCAUCAGUGACAGUGUGAGUGGUGCAGUGGUGCAUAGAGCUAUGGCCAUGCUGUGUGGCAUGAUGGUGCAGGGAGGUGUGGCCAUGCUGUGUGGCAUGGUGGUGUAGGGACUAGGGAGGUGUGGCUGUGUUGCAUGGCAUGGAGGUGUAGGGAAGUGUGGUUGUGCUGCAUGAUGUGGCUGCUUCACAAAGAUAUACAGAUGCUCAAGAGUCCCAUGAAUUGGCAGGUGCUUAACAUGAAGCAAAUCAUGUUCACAGGGACAGGAAAUGCUAAAAUUUACACUGCAUUAUACCAAAUACAUGCAUAUAUAAUGUAGUGUGGGGGAGGGGCAGGCUGACAUAUAGUACUUGGAAAAUUCAUAUAUACAUUAUAUAUAUAUAUAUAUAUAUAUAUAUAUAUAUAUAUAUAUAUAUAUAUAUAUAUAUAUAUAUAUAUAUAUAUAUAUAUAUAUAUAUAUAUAUAUAUGCAUUAUCUUCCUCCACAUAAUCACUAUUAAUAUUCAAGCUGAGUUAUGAAAUUGUUUGACUGCAUACUAAUAUUGUCUUCUAAAUGCUGCUGUUCGCAUUUCACGUAGUCCAUCCAUGCAGUAUUCCUCAUGUAUUGCAAGUGGUAUUACAGGAAACCAUUUUGGCUGUGUCAAGAUGCAAUAUAGAGUAAAUGCCAUUGAAUUUAAUAUGCAAAAUAUACCAUGAAACCAAGAGUGGAAAAAAUUUAUUCUGUACAAAAAAAAAAGGACAAAAAAAGAAAAGCAUUAUUACAUUAUGACUUUCUAAUUAGUUUGUUUUGAUAAAGAAUGCUUGUGGAUGAAGCAUGGACAGGCUGCUGGCACAAGGUGGACUAUAUUGUUCAGUUGUGAUGUAAUGGUGGUGUUAGUGGUGGUGGUGGUGAUGAUAAUGAUGAUGAUGAUGAUGAUGAUGAUGAUGAUGAUGAUGAUCUCUCAUUAAGCAGCAGCAGAAAACAGUUCCAGGAAACAUUAGUUUAAUACAUUUGGUUCCUUUUUGACCUAUGAAAGGUGUCAUUGCAAGAAUUAGCACAUUUGUCUUCAAGCUGGAUGCUUCUUCAUUCCCAAAGUUCUGCUACAGUGUGUGGUGUUCCUUGAUGGUUUUGCCUUUCAAAUUGCAGAAUGGCUGGGCAUUGUUCACAAUAGUGUGGACAUCUCACUAUUAUUGGCAUUGUUUCUUCUAAAGCAUCAUCCUGUAGUGUAUUUUACUGUGCCAAAAGAACAAUUAGUAAUCAGAAGUGUUGCAUGCUGGGUGGGUCGCCAGACAGCUGGAGAGAAGUCUGAACAUUGUAAUCCACACAUCACUGUACCUUUGUGACCAUAAGCCUUGUGACUGUAAACUUAAGAGACCGGGGCCAAACACACUGGAUGACUGAAUCUAAUGCUGCUAUGAACACUUGAAAAGGUCAAUCAUUCAUUAGACAUUUGAAUUUUGGAAACAGGUAUGUUUGAAGACAGAUGACUUUAUCUUAUCUGCCUAAACUCCACAAAAAAUUAAGCAUUUCCCCAUUUGGUGUGUACAUUACUGCAGCAAGAUAGGGAGCAGCUGGUGUGUUUGUCUCAAGUCUCUCAUGACAGUAUUACCAGCUUAGCUUCACAUAAUCUGGAUAAGUGUGUUCUGCUUUUUCAUCUAUUUAUUUGUUUAUUUUUUUAUGUAUAUCAUGCUGAAUCAGAUGCGAUCACAUUACAUUUGUAAAUGAGUGCAAAGCAUUGUGUUGGGAACUAAACUUUUUUUUUAUGAAAUGCUUGAUCAAAAUUUAUAUUUUGCAGGUGACAUUGUGGAGGAAUUCUAUUAUGAUUGAGACAUUAUAGAAAGCAAGAACAGAAUUUGUUAUCUUGUCCAUAGUAUCACUAUUUAAAGUAAGAAUCUUGUGUUGUCAUACAUUGAAAAUUGACCACAAUGGGUUGAGUGUAUCUUAUCCUUGUUUGCAUUCAGACAUUACACUUAUAGAAAUUGAUUCAGUGAAAAUUUUAUAUGAACCUUUUGUUAAACCAAGCUAGUGUUUUGUAAAGCUAUAUGUUGUAUUGUAAAUCUAUUCUCAGAUCUGUUAAUAACUAGUGACAGUUGGCUAUACUUCUUCAGUGGCUGACAUUGUACCUAAAAGAAGAAAACCUUGGUGUAUGAAUUGAAUGAUGUUGUUUGUACAGUUAGGCACAGGAGAGAAGUAUACCACUGACCCAACAUUUGAACAAUUAUGAUGAGCAUUGUCCUUUGUCAUUAUUAUUAACUCUUCAUCUUCAGUUUGAACAAAAGCGUUGGCCAAACUUUUAAGUUAACACGAGUCACUAUGAAGUUGCCUGUCUUGUACUCUUGUGUCUUUGAGUCGCCGAUGUUGCCGCAGCUCAGGCGUCAUCUGAAUGGUGUGAUGUGAGAAGGUGCACAAACUGGUGGUGGCCGUGUGGCGGGCUGCCCUGCCCCACCCUGCCCUGCCCUGCCCUACCACCCCUCCGCCACCCUAGCCGAGCUGUGCAUUUCACUCGCCUUCCCAUGCCACAGCGCUGCAUGUAAAGAGUUGCAGAGAAAGACAAGCACUGGCACUAAUGGAACCAGACAGCCGACAUUAGACGUCACAAAGCAGUGCUGGGGGGAGGCGGACAUAGCUGAGGGACGUGCGGUUGAAACGCACCACUCCAAAAGUGAAUCAUUCCACCUCACUCAUUUCAAUAGUUUCUUAUGCUCACUGAAUAUGUACAUACUUUAAAGAAGUCUAUUUAAACUAUAAAUCUGUGAUUUUAUUAUCUUCAAGAGUCAAAAUAUAUAAUUAUAUCAAAUGGAA